GUAACACGCAACCCAAAUGCACCAAACAUGUAAAUUUACAUUCUAUACUUAAUAAGGGGACGAGUCAAUGUGACAACUAAUAGAGUAAAUGACAAAAGAACUACCCAAUUUUUCCAAUACACUAGUAAUAUGGCAGCAACGUAAUCAAUCAAUACCCAAUCUUGCCGUGAUAUACUGUUCCUAAUGUUUCCAACCUUAAUUACAUGUUAUUUUCAAACAAAACAAAAAAAGGUCAAUUUGAAGAUUCUUAAAAGGUUUUCCUCCCAACUGUAGGGCUAAAUUUACCACCUUUCACUCUCCUAAAAACUUUAGGUCAGCUCCCAUACAACUACAAGGUAGGCAAAUUCAACCAAAAGGUGGCCCACUUAAACUUUUACGUACUCUUGAUUACAUUAUCAUGUUAACAAUUGUUUUAAGAAUAAGGGCAGUAUCCCAACUGUGUAAGAUUACGACCCAUAACAAAAACCGACACUUUUUUCUAGUUUAUUUAUCAUGAUAAUAAUACACACACCAUGCAGAUAAUCUUCUUAAACCAUAACUUAAACCCGAAACUUCGAACGUAAAACUAUUGGAAUACAUUAUGUGAGAGAUGUCGAGUUUAUAACGGUUGUUAUCAGCGUGCGUGUGUUAGCUUACUGGGGGUUAGGACAGUGUAAUUGUCAGAGAGGAAUUAAUGGAAAGCAGAGAGAGAAAGACAGAAGAUAAAACAUGAAGAGAAAUACAUUAAAGAUGAGGCCCAGUACAACUACAACUGCCAGGCUCAGGGGUUCCUUGGAGUAGCAAUUAAGACUUUCUCUCUCCUCCAUUUUUUUCUUCCUUCUUCUGCUAGAUCGUCUUCACCUCCCAACCCAACAACAGUAUCAGAAAAAAAAAAAAAAAAAAAAAAAAAAUGUAAUACAAAUUAGAAAUUAGUAUGGUUUUUUAAGUAGAAAAGUUAGGAUUCAUUUCAUUUCUUUGCUUUCUAUUUUGAGACCAAAAAGAUGAAAAUGGAAAGCAGACAUCAUCAUAAAAUGUUCACCCUUACAAUGAUGACAAUAAUGGUGUUCAUCAUUGUUAUUACAUAUCAUAACAUGGGAAGCAGCAUUUUAAUGGUGAAUGCUUCCUGGCAAGAAGCAGAGGGUUUACGAUUUUACGAUGAACGAAGUGAUUACAAGAUCAGAGCCAUUUCUAGGGAGGAUAAUAGUGCAGUACUGGAAAAGUUCAGGGCUUUGCUUGGUUUAAGAACCUUUAACAACAAAAUGAAACGAAGAGAGUAUGGUUCACCUGCACCAUCUCCAUCACUGAAUACAAUCGAAGCUGAAGCUCCAGCCCCUGCUCCGGUUCCUGCACAAGCGCCGGCUAUCCAUACACGCUUGCAUCAUCUUCACCACCAUCAUCAUCACCAGUCACCCCGGCCUCGGCCAAUGCUGCCAGUACACAAGCUUGACAAUAAUCAGCACCAAGGAAAUGGAACAAAAAAGAUAGUUACAGUUGCAGUAGUAGUUCCUACAGGAGUGGUGGUAUUGGUAUUUGCUCUUGGAGUUUUGCUAUGGUUUAGCAAGAGAACGUAUCGCCAUAAGAAGGUUGCUACUGGAACGGCUUCGGUAUGUAGCGACCAAGGAGGGGAUAGAGAGAGAUCAAAGAGCAUAACAACUGAAAAUUUAGCAAGGAAGGUAACCCAAGACCUUAACUCUGAUUUGUUUUACAUUGACACUUUAACAUCUGUUCUUGAACCGCAAACAUGUUUAAGAGGAAGUCCUGAUUGUUUCGAGAAAUCGAUAAUGGGAAGCAAGGGAAAUACAUCGUAUGAGAGAAAGCAUUCAGAAUAUGAAACUAUACAGAUUGAGUCCAAGGAGAGCAGUUCAUUGGCUGAAGAGAUUAUAUCAGUUCAUGAGUAUACAGGAUCAAGUAGAUACGAAUCUGAUGAUCAGAAUUCUUCGAAUGCUGAUACGAUGGAUGGCAUUGAUAAACAUUCAUCCGAGGAUGAAUCGUUUCAUUCUUUGUGUGAUUCGCACUCAUCUAGUAAUCGUAAUAUUCGGCUUUCUAAUGCGUCAUAUGGUAGUUUUGGUGAUCCGGUGGAACUUUUCUCCCCAAACCAUAGUUUACCAGCAAACCCUCCUCAAUUAACUAUACCUGACCAAGAACAGCCAACCGAUAGGAUAGAAAAUGCUCUAAAUGGUCUGCAAGACAACACACAACCGACACCAUCUCCACCGCCUCCCCCUCUAGCUCCUCCUCCUCCACCGCCACCACCUCCACCUCCGCCCCUGUUUGCACACGUUUUUCCUUCAUUCAAAGAUUCUAACUGUUCCAAGGUGGUACAUAUAUCAUCUUCAGAAUCACAGCAGACCCGCAAAAAAGGCUUCGCUUCACCGCCAAAUACUCCAGAUAUUCUAGAUGGUCCACGAAACAUUCCACCUCCACCAUGUCCACCACCAUACUUUAAUGGAAAGGCCAGCUCAUCUAAAGGUCCCCCUCCACCACCUGGGCCACCUCCUCCACUCACGCCACUAGGGAAAGAUGGUGCUCCACUGCCAAAACUGAAACCACUACACUGGGACAAAGUUCGAGCUGCACCAGAUCGAUCUAUGGUGUGGGACCAGCUACGGUGUAGCUCAUUCGAGUUGGAUGAGGAGAUGAUAGAAUCUCUAUUUGGCUACAACCUAAAGAAUGUACUUGACAAUGAUGAAGGAAAAAGCAAAAGUCUCUCACCAAGCAAACAUGUCCUUGAGCCAAAAAGACUCCAGAACAUAACCAUACUCUCUAAAGCUCUGAAUGCCACAUCUGAGAAGGUUUGUGAAGCACUAAAACAAGGGGAAGGCUUGAGCUCGCAACAACUCGAGGCUCUGGUAAAGAUGGCACCGACAGAAGAAGAGGAAACGAAGCUAUCGAAUUACAAGGGAGACAUCAAUGAACUUGGAUCAGCAGAGAAGCUAGUUAAAGAAAUACUGACAGUACCUAAUGCCUUGCAAAGGAUUGAAGCAAUGCUUUAUAGAGCCACCUUUGAUGACGAGGUUGUUCACCUGAGGAAUUCAUUCCAAGUACUUGAGGAAGCCUGCAAAGAGCUGAGAUCAAGCAGGCUCUUCUUAAAAUUACUAGAGGCUGUGCUAAAAACAGGAAAUAGAAUGAAUGUUGGAACAAGCAGAGGAGGGGCCAAAGCAUUUAAGCUUGAUGCACUCCUUAAGCUGGCAGAUGUCAAAGGCACAGACGGGAAAACUACAUUGCUCCAUUUUGUGGUACAAGAGAUGAUACGUUCGGAGGGAAUUCGAAUGUCAAACAGCAUUAUGGGGAAGAUAGACCGACACACGAAGAGCAGAACAGUAGAGGAAAAGGAAGACAGUUACAGAAGGAUGGGUCUAGAACUUGUGUCAGGUCUGAGCACUGAACUUUGCAACGUGAAAAGAACAGCAUCGAUAGACUUGGAUGUUCUAGCAACAUCAGUUUCAAAUCUAUCAGAUGGAAUGUCUAAGUUGCUACAGUUGGUAAACAAAAAUUUGGAUCACACAGAAACAAAUGGCAAUUUUGUCCAUGCCAUGAAGGCCUUCUUAAACCAUGCAGAGAAUAACUUGAAGGAGUUACAAGCUGAGGAAAACAAUGUCCUGAUUAGUGUACGAGAGAUCACAGAAUACUAUCAUGGUGAUGUGAGCAAGGAUGAGGCUAACCCACUUCGAAUCUUUGUUAUUGUGCGGGAUUUCCUGGGAAUGUUAGAUCAAGUAUGCAAAGAGCUAAAAAGCUUGAAAAUACCAAGAACCCCAAAUCCUUUGGCUCCAUUUCAGUAAAUAUAAACAGUUUGGUUUGCCUUCAGAGUUGAUAGGUUAUCAACAACAUUUGCUUGUUAGUUAGGGGUUUGGAGUGCUUAGAUAUGAGUUGAUUCCACCAGAUUGUGUAAUAAUAUCAAUAACUAAUAUGACAUGAGAUCAACUGAUCAAGUGUGUUUUUGGCUAUAACUACAAAAGAAAGAAAGAAAGUAGUCUAACAGCAAUGUUCAACACCAAGUAGUCUGUAAAGCAGCAUCUAUCAGUAGCAUUUCCAAUGUAGAGCAAGACAUUAUCUGUUGUUGUAUGAAAGCAAGGCUACAACCUAUAAUUCACACCACUCGCUCUUUUGCUGACCAAAUCCAUCUGCUUGCCUUGUUUAGUUUCACAAUCAAUGAUCAACCUUUAAUGACACUGAGCACCCUUCUCACAAUUUACUCUAGGACCCACCUUUUCUAAUUCACCAAGAGUUUCAUACACACUAGAAAUAUGAUAGACGAGGUAAAAAGGGCAAGUCACCGAGAUGCAGAAUCUAUAUGAUAUACACUCAUUGACCCCAUAUGUUCUUUGGCUAUCAUCCAACCAGUUACCAGUAUCUCAGAUAUGCAAUAAACUAGCUACUGCAGAAACGCGUUCAUAAAGGAAUAAAAGAGCUAUAACUAUCCUCCAAUCCAACUAUACAUAACUACACAAUUCAACAAUCACCAUAAUUUCUCAAAAUCUCAACAGAAACCUCAUCAAUUCCCAGUACUGAAAGCUUAAAUGAUACCCCAGAAAAAUCUGCUUUCAAGAUGACUCAACCAAGGGCAAUCACAGAAAUAAUUAAUCUCUUAAUUACUUCAAAAUAAACCCAUUUCCAAUUCCAGAAUCCAAACUGCUUUACCUUGAAUUCAACAAAUAUAGACCUAUCAAAACACUUUGACAAAAUACCCUCUUAUAAUAAACAUCCCAGAUCAUUUAUAAUCCAACCAAACACUAUGCACAUUGCACAUAUCAUUUUAGACCUAAAUUGCACAAAUAUACAUAUCAAAAUAAAAUAAAUCAGCACAUAUAAAAGAAAAUGCCACCAUAUUAUGUUGCAUCAAAGAAAACCCACUAAGGCAAGAACAAUUUCUGAUACAACAAACCAACAAAAUCACCAUAAAUUCAUGCAUGUUAUUAAAAACCCAAGUUUGAAUUACAAGUAAAAAAAAGGGAGAGAAACAUAAAACCCCUGAUUAAGAAGAAGAAAAUGUUCCGGCAGGAAGCUCCUUGACAAGAGCAGCAAGAGCUUCUGGGUUGAAACCCAAUUCAGAGAGGGCGAUUAGGAGAGAGAUUGUGUGACGAUCAAGCUCUGU
Molecule: messenger RNA, 5071 nt
Organism: Chenopodium quinoa (quinoa)
Lineage: Eukaryota; Viridiplantae; Streptophyta; Magnoliopsida; Caryophyllales; Amaranthaceae
Product: formin-like protein 11
Exons: 4
Coding region: 981-3758 (925 amino acids)
Biological process (GO): actin cytoskeleton organization; actin nucleation
Molecular function (GO): actin filament binding
Source: RefSeq, a predicted model, not a curated record